Molecule: messenger RNA, 1220 nt
Organism: Phragmites australis (common reed)
Lineage: Eukaryota; Viridiplantae; Streptophyta; Magnoliopsida; Poales; Poaceae
Product: bidirectional sugar transporter SWEET4-like
Exons: 5
Coding region: 138-896 (252 amino acids)
Biological process (GO): carbohydrate transport
Cellular component (GO): membrane
Molecular function (GO): sugar transmembrane transporter activity
Source: RefSeq, a predicted model, not a curated record
CCGAGAACCCGGAGAGAGAGAGACAGAGAGCUCAGCUCGUUUGUCUCUUCCUCCUCUUCGCUCACCACUGCUUCCUCUGAACUAAGCCAUCAUUUGUCUCUAGAGUUGCCCACAAGCUCGACCCGAAGCUAGCGACCAUGAUCUCAGCGGACACCAUCCGCACGGUCAUCGGCGUCAUAGGCAAUGGAACCGCCCUUGUGCUCUUCCUCUCCCCACUGCCUACGUUCUACCGCAUCUGGAAGAAUGGUUCGGUGGAGCAGUACUCGCCGAUACCGUACGUGGCGACGCUGCUCAAUUGCAUGAUGUGGGUGCUAUACGGCCUGCCCCUGGUACACCCUCACAGCAUGCUCGUCAUCACCAUCAACGGCACCGGCAUGGCCAUCGAGCUCACCUACGUCACACUCUUCCUCCUCUACUCCGCCGGCACCGCCCGCCGCAAGGUCCUGCUCCUCCUCGCCGCAGAGGUCGCCUUCGUAGCGGGCGUCGCCUCGCUCGUGCUCACACUGGCGCACACCCACGAGCGCAGGUCCAUGGUCGUCGGCAUCCUCUGCGUCCUCUUCGGCACCGGAAUGUACGCCGCCCCACUCUCAGUCAUGAAAAUGGUGAUCCAGACGAAGAGCGUGGAGUACAUGCCCCUGUUCCUGUCCCUGGCCUCCCUGGUGAACGGCAUCUGCUGGACUGCCUACGCCCUAAUCCGCUUCGACCUCUACAUCACCAUCCCCAACGGUCUGGGCGUGCUGUUCGCGGUGGCGCAGUUGGUCCUGUACGCCAUCUACUACAAGUCCACGCAGCAGAUCAUCGAGGCCCGCAAGCACAAGGCGGAUCAGGUCGCCAUGACAGAGGUCGUCGUCGACGGCAACAAGCCCACCAACAACGGCACCGCCGGCCACUACUGAUCGUUAGCAAGAAGCGGAUUAAGCACUCGCUCAGCUGAUCGAUUUCUAUACGCAGCUGGGGUUAUGCACGAUAUGUAGUGGUCUACUUAAUCGGGCAGCUAAUUCGAUCGAGGCUUCGAUCGAGCUGCGUCACUAGCUUCAUUAGUUGGGAGAAAGAUUGGUGGUUUUAGCUAAUUCCACUUUUGAAGCGGCUAACGGGUUUCUCUCUUGUUCUUUUCUUUUUUGGCCGACUAGGCUUGGGUUAUUCUCAAGGGGAAAAAGUGGUCUUUUGGGCCGACUAGGCUUGGGUUAUCCAUGAAGGAGAACAUGGCCUUUGGCAACAAA